CAGGCGCUGACGCGGUUGUUGAAGGAAGAGAAAGCGAAGGAGGCAGCGAAAAUUUCGGGUUCAUUUAAUUUUCAUCGAUUCUGAAAAGAAGAGAAAUAAAGAAAAAAGAAAGAGAAGUUCCUUCUUUCUGGCGAACGCGCUGCUUCGUCUUCCCCUCUCUCUUACUGCGGUUGUUAUUUCUCGUUGGUUGGGAGAGGAGGAAGGAAGGUGGGGAGGAAGAGGGAGACAGGGCAGCUGCGUUGGGGCGGAGUUGCGAUCUGGUGCUUAGUCUCAAGGGACGGGAAUUGGGAAGGGAAGAGGAUGAACGGAUGGGAUUGGAUCAAGGGGGCAUCUUCGUCGUCGAUGUCUUCCGUGCCGAGCAUGGCGAGGUCGAGGACCUCUUCGCACAUCACCGAUCGGCAGCCUUCGUCGCGGACAGUCCGGCUUGGGAGGGUCCAGCCGCAGGCCCCCGGUCAUCGGACCAUUUACUGCAAUGACCGAGAGGCUAAUCUGCCCGUCAGGUUUAAGCUUUUCAGGGCAACUCUAUAUCAACCACAAAAUAUAACAUCGUAACCUUCCUUCCUAAAGGUCUUUUUGAGCAGUUUAGGCGGGUGGCAAAUUUGUACUUCUUGAUGAUAUCUAUACUAUCUACCACACCAAUUAGCCCUGUGCAUCCUAUUACAAAUGUGGUCCCUCUCAGUCUUGUGCUGUUUGUUUCGCUUGUCAAGGAGGCAUUCGAGGACUGGAAACGGCUGAAUAACGACAAAGUGAUAAAUAGCAGUCCUGUUGAUGUAUUGGUGGAACAAAAGUGGGUUUCUAUACCUUGGAGGAAGCUGCAGGUUGGAGAUAUUGUUAGGGUUAAGCAGGAUGGAUUUUUCCCUGCAGAUUUGUUGUUUCUUGCUAGCACAAACGCAGAUGGUGUCUGCUAUAUUGAGACUGCAAAUCUUGAUGGUGAGACAAAUUUGAAGAUAAGAAAAGCACUUGAAAGAACAUGGGACUAUGUGCUCCCAGAGAGAGCUGCUGAAUUUAAAGGUGAAAUACAAUGUGAACAGCCCAACAAUUCACUGUACACAUUUACUGGCAACCUUAUCAUGGAGAAGCAAACCUUGCCACUUACUCCAAAUCAAGUUCUUUUGAGAGGCUGCAGCCUUAGGAACACCGAGUACAUAGUAGGAGCAGUUAUCUUCACUGGACAUGAGACAAAGGUGAUGAUGAACACUAUGAAUGUUCCUUCAAAAAGGAGUACCUUGGAAAGAAAGCUUGACAAACUCAUAUUAACACUUUUUGGUGCUCUUUUUUCUAUGUGCUUAAUUGGAGCGAUUGGCAGCGGUGUUUUUAUCAGCCGUAAAUAUUAUUAUUUAGGUCUUCAUGUGGAUGUGGAGAAGCAGUUUAAUCCCAGCAAUAGAUUUGUGGUUGCCAUUCUUACGAUGUUUACUCUUAUUACAUUAUAUUCCACCAUAAUUCCAAUUUCUCUUUACGUGUCAAUUGAGAUGAUCAAAUUCAUUCAGUGCACUCAAUUUAUCAAUAAGGAUCUGCACAUGUAUCACGUUGCAACUGAUACGCCAGCAUUGGCACGAACCUCCAAUUUGAAUGAGGAGCUUGGACAGGUGGAAUAUAUAUUUUCUGACAAGACAGGGACCUUGACAAGAAACUUGAUGGAGUUCUUCAAAUGCUCCAUUGGUGGGGAAAUGUAUGGUAUGGGAGUUACUGAAAUUGAGAGAGGGGCGGCUCAAAGAAGUGGCCAUCAAAUUGAUGAGGUGAAAAGAUCGCCUACUGCAGUUCAUGAAAAGGGUUUCAAUUUUGAUGAUCCAAGGCUUAUGCGUGGUGCAUGGAGAAAUGAGCAAGACCCUGAGACCUGCAAGGAAUUCUUCAGAUGCCUAGCAAUUUGUCAUACUGUACUACCAGAAGGUGAUGAAUCCCCUGAGAAGAUCACGUACCAAGCUGCAUCUCCAGAUGAGGCGGCCCUAGUAAUUGCUGCAAAACACUUCGGUUUCUUCUUUUACAAGCGUACUCCCACUAUGGUUAUGGUGCGUGAGUCACAUGUGGAAAAAAUGGGCAAGAUUCAGGAUGUUUCAUAUGAGAUUUUGAAUGUCCUAGAAUUUAAUAGCACAAGGAAGCGCCAAUCUGUCAUAUGUCGUUAUCCCAGUGGGAGGCUCGUAUUAUACUGCAAGGGUGCUGACACAGUUAUUUAUGAAAGGCUAUCUGAUGGUAAUGGAAAGAUAAAGAAAGUGACAAGAGAGCAUCUGGAACAGUUUGGUUCUGCUGGUUUACGGACUCUCUGCCUUGCAUAUAAAGAUUUAGAUGUGGAUUACUAUGGUGCUUGGAAUGAGAAAUUCAUCCAAGCUAAGUCUGCAUUACGUGAACGUGAGAAGAAGUUAGAUGAGGUUGCAGAAAUGAUUGAAAAUGAACUCGUAUUGCUUGGAUGCACUGCAAUUGAAGACAAACUUCAAGAAGGAGUGCCGGCAUGUAUAGAAACCCUUUCUAGAGCAGGAAUAAAAAUUUGGGUUCUUACUGGUGAUAAGAUGGAAACAGCAAUAAACAUUGCAUAUGCUUGCAGUUUAAUUGACAAUGAUAUGAAGCGAUUUGUCAUUAGUUCAGAAACUGAUGAAAUUCUAGAUAUUGAAAAUAGGGGGGAUCCAGUUGAAACAGCACGUGCUAUCAAGGAUUUGGUUAAACAAGAGCUGAGGAGAUGUACUGAUGAAGCUGAGCGAUCUCUGCACAUGACCCCAGCACCUAAGUUGGCCCUUGUAAUUGAUGGGAAGUGUUUGAUGUAUGCACUUGAUCCACAACUGAGAGGAAACCUGCUAAGAUUAAGUUUGAAUUGCAGUUCAGUUGUUUGUUGCCGGGUUUCACCACUCCAGAAAGCGCAGGUGACAAGCCUAGUUAAGAAUGGUGCUCGAAAGAUCACACUUAGCAUUGGAGAUGGUGCCAACGAUGUGAGCAUGAUUCAAGCUGCCCAUGUUGGUGUCGGCAUAAGCGGGUUGGAGGGGAUGCAGGCUGUCAUGGCUAGUGAUUUUGCAAUUGCACAGUUUCGGUUUUUGACUGAUUUACUUCUUGUGCAUGGGCGUUGGUCCUACAUCAGAAUUUGCAAGGUUGUGACAUACUUCUUCUACAAAAAUCUCACAUUCACAUUAACUCAGUUCUGGUUCACGUUUCGAACUGGCUUUUCUGGACAGCGAUUCUAUGAUGAUUGGUUCCAAUCACUGUACAAUGUUAUUUUUACAGCUUUACCUGUGAUCAUGGUUGGACUUUUUGACAAGGAUGUGAGUGCUUCACUUUCUAAGAAGUAUCCUCAACUAUACAAAGAGGGCAUAAGAAAUAUGUACUUCAAGUGGAGAGUUAUUGCAAUCUGGGCCUUUUUCUCCUUCUUUCAAUCACUAAUAUUAUAUAACUUCUCCAUGGCUGCCAGCCAGAAAGGUCUAAAUGCAUCAGGGAAGAUUCUUGGUCUUUGGGAUCUAAGCACAAUGGCAUUCACAUGUGUCGUUGUAACAGUGAACUUGCGUUUGCUUAUGGCAUGUGAUUUGCUGACAAGAUGGCAUCAUAUCAGUGUCUUUGGAAGCAUUUUAGCAUGGUUUAUAUUUAUUUUCUUAUAUUCUGGAAUUAUGACACCAUUUGAUAGACAGGAGAACAUAUUCUUUGUCAUUUAUGUGCUGAUGAGUACAUUUUAUUUUUAUCUCACACUUCUGCUUGUUCCUGUUGUUGCACUUUUUGGUGAUUUCUUAUACAUAGGGCUGCAAAGAUGGUUUGCACCAUACGACUACCAGAUCAUUCAAGAGAUGCACAGACGUGAUCCUCAGGAGUCAACCAGGACAGAGCUACAGGAAAUUGGUAGACGACUCACACCGGACGAGGAAAGAUCAUAUGCAAUUGCACAGCUUCCACGUGAAACUUCAAAGCACACAGGCUUCGCUUUUGAUUCCCCAGGAUACGAGUCAUUUUUCGCUUUACAGGCUGGCGUUUAUGUUCCACAAAAGGCUUGGGAUGUGGCCCGGCGAGCUAGCAUGAGCGGCCCUCAACCUAGGACUCAAAAACUCUGAUGGCCUUAUGCCCCUGCUUUUUCUCUUUCUUAUUUUUUGGGUUAAAUCUGUGUUGAUCAACAAUUCGUGUAUAAUAUUUUUGCCCCCAAUUUUCCCCUUUUGUUUCAUUCCUUUUCAAUUUCUCAGGUUUCUUUUGGGAUCAUUAUUCUGCUGGGAAUUAGACGCUUGCAAGAAUUAUUGACGCUAGCAUCCCUUGUUUGUAAAUAUCCAACGAAAGGGUACAAUUUAUGUAAGGAUGACGUAGUAAGUUGAAUCAAUAUGCAUGAGGUGAUUCUCUGAAAGCCUAUACUGGUGUAAUUCAUAUCUGUCAUUCCAAGUCAUCCUUCUAGUGCAGAAACUAUGCCACGCGACUAAUCCUUGCUCGUAGGGUGAAAAGUGGUCCUUCACUUCAGUUAAAAGAUCUGCGCCUUUGUCUAUCAUCUAGGUCAUGUAGUUCCAUGAGGCGGCCGCAGUGAUGUCCUCUAGACUCUUAGAGUGUACGUCGCUGCCAUUUGAAGAUCAAAAUGAUCGUCGUAUAAUGUGGUGGUUGACAUGUAAAUUCUGUUUCAAAGAAGUUUUUCUGUGAACGUUGCUGGUAUUCAGCGCAAUGUAUGUGAUGUCGUGAAGUUGUGUUGAGCUUUGUUAUGAGUAGAGGCACAAGCAUCGAGGAAUUGUAAGUUAAAAAUUUUGUAACUGGAAAGCACUCUUGAAUUUCACUUGUGGUUACAUGGUUUUGUGGGUCA
Nymphaea colorata (pocket water lily) is the source of this 4738-nucleotide messenger RNA. Its product is annotated as phospholipid-transporting ATPase 3. The record is from RefSeq and is a predicted model, not a curated record. Gene Ontology annotation, cellular component: plasma membrane. Gene Ontology annotation, molecular function: ATPase-coupled intramembrane lipid carrier activity; ATP hydrolysis activity; magnesium ion binding. Gene Ontology annotation, biological process: phospholipid translocation. The transcript is spliced from 27 exons. Bases 612 to 4016 code for a protein of 1134 amino acids. NCBI's taxonomy places the organism in Eukaryota, Viridiplantae, Streptophyta, Magnoliopsida, Nymphaeales, Nymphaeaceae.